AAGAAGGACUCUCGAGCCUCGCAGAUAGAAAAGGACAUUUUCGGGGAAAAUAUGAAUCACAAGCUCGUAAAAAUUUCAGUGAUCAGAACGGAAAAAAACUGCCCAUCUUUUCCUCACUGACCCCCACGUUUCAACAUUUCCCUUGCCCUCUCCUUUUCCUAAGAAAAAAACUGGGCCCUGCAUUUAACAGAAGUUUUCGUCUCUGUUUCUCUCUGUACUUUUCCUCUAUCACCACUGCCAGCUUCACCUUCUCCAUUUCAGUCUUUCUCCCUGGAAGAAAGAACUGCACUUUCUCUUCUCUUAGAUUGCUGCAGUGGGUUUUUGUUUUUGUGUGCCUAGGUGCUCUAUAUUAGUGCUUUGAGUGUUUUAUUUUUGUUUUUAUUUUUUCGGGUAUAAUGACGGAUACAACAGACGAUAUAGCUGAGGAAAUCUCAUUUCAAAGCUUUGACGAUGACUGUAAGCUGCUUGGGAAUCUGCUAAACGAUGUGUUGCAGAGAGAAGUUGGAGGCAGAUUUAUGGAGAAACUUGAAAGGAACCGGAUCCUCGCUCAGAGUGCCUGCAAUAUGAGAUUGGCGGGGAUAGAGGAUACAGCUGAGCUGCUAGAGAAGCAGCUGGCACUGGAGAUGUCAAAGAUGACAUUAGAGGAAGCCUUGACUCUUGCUCGUGCAUUUAGUCAUUACCUUAAUUUGAUGGGGAUUGCUGAGACCCAUCACAGGGUUCGUAGGGCUCGAAGUAUGACACAUCUAUCAAAAUCUUGUGAUGACAUUUUUAAUCAGCUGUUACAGGGUGAAGUUUCUCCAGAGGAGCUUUAUAGCACAGUUUGCAAGCAGGAGGUUGAAAUUGUUCUUACUGCACACCCUACUCAAAUUAAUCGUCGUACCUUGCAAUAUAAGCACAUUAGAAUAGCUCAUCUUUUAGAUUAUAAUGAUCGACCUGAUCUUACUCAUGAAGAUCGAGAAAUGCUGAUUGAAGAUCUGGUGAGGGAGAUUACUUCAAUAUGGCAGACAGAUGAGCUUAGACGUCAUAAACCUACACCAGUGGAUGAAGCUAGGGCUGGCUUGAACAUUGUUGAGCAGUCCCUGUGGAAAGCUGUGCCUCAUUACUUACGUCGUGUUAGCAAUGCCCUGAAGAAGCAUACAGGAAAGCCACUUCCAUUAACUUGCACACCUAUAAAGUUUGGGUCUUGGAUGGGGGGUGAUAGAGAUGGAAAUCCCAAUGUAACAGCAAAGGUCACAAGAGAUGUUUCUCUUUUGUCUAGGUGGAUGGCUAUUGACUUGUACAUUCGAGAAGUUGAUAGCCUCAGAUUUGAACUAUCCAUGAAUCAGUGCAGUGAUAGGAUGUUAAAAGUGGCAAAUGACAUUCUAGUAGAAGGUUUGGGCUGUUGCCCUGUUUAAAUUUUUAUUAUAAAUUCUGAAGGAAUUCACUUGAAAUUUGUGAAAGAUGAUGCCCUUGCCUAGAAACAAAUGAGAAACUGCAUAAAGAGAUACUAAACAAGCUGGUACCUAUAAAAAUUGUUAAUGUAAAUUAUUUUUUAGUGCACCGUUCAUUAGCAAAACCUCAAUAUACAUGUUAAUUAGUGUUCUCUCAGGAAUUAUUGUCUUGACAUAUUUGAUUUUAGAAUUUAAUAAUAUGUUGUGGGAGCUGGUGAUCAAAUGAAGAUGUGUCUUGGAGUACAAAAGUAAUUAACGGUCAGGCUCCAACC
Hevea brasiliensis (rubber tree) is the source of this 1702-nucleotide messenger RNA. RefSeq names its product phosphoenolpyruvate carboxylase 4-like. Gene Ontology annotation, biological process: carbon fixation; tricarboxylic acid cycle. Gene Ontology annotation, molecular function: phosphoenolpyruvate carboxylase activity. The coding region runs from base 396 to 1394 and encodes 332 amino acids. Lineage: Eukaryota; Viridiplantae; Streptophyta; Magnoliopsida; Malpighiales; Euphorbiaceae. The record is from RefSeq and is a predicted model, not a curated record. The transcript is spliced from 9 exons. Gene Ontology annotation, cellular component: cytosol.